AUGGACCCAACAGACAAUAGCUUACCCUCUAGGCCUUCCGGCUCGCCUGCCCCAGGUGCAGCCAGACAGAAAGUCCAGCAGCCGAAGCCACAAGCCCUUGCGAACAGACCUGGCACUUCCGCGAUCCUCGUAUCAACUCGACAAAAGGGAAAUCCAAUCCUGACGCAUAUCAAGCUUCUGCCGUGGGAGUAUGCCGAUAUUCCUGCAGAUUAUGUAGUUGGAACCACGACCUGCGCACUAUUCCUAUCCUUGAAAUACCACCGCCUACACCCAGAAUACAUCUACUCUCGAGUCAAGCAAUUAGCCGGCAAAUACAACCUCCGCCUCGUCCUUGUUAUGGUGGAUAUCCCAAACCACGAAGACAACCUCCGCGAACUAUCAAAAACAUCCAUUAUCAACAACCUGACAUUAAUACUAUGCUGGUCUGCCCCAGAAGCCGCCCAUUAUCUAGAACUCUUCAAGUCCUCAGAGAACGCACAGCCCACGGCAAUCCGAACUCAACAAGCGCAGUCAUACAAGGAAUCUCUGGUUGAGUUUGUCACAGCACCCAGAAGUAUCAACAAGUCCGACGCGGCCAGUCUAAUCUCCACCUUUGGAAGUCUGCAGAAUGCGAUCAACGCACAACCAGAGCAGAUCAGCGCCGUGCCAGGAUGGGGAGAGAAGAAGGUUCAGCAGUGGUGCAAUGCGGUUCGAGAAGACUUUCGAGUUGAGAGUACGAAGAAAUCCACUACUGCUGCUGUGCCAACUAAGCCAACUCGGCCAGCUCCGGCUCCGGCGCAGGCGCCUGCCAAUGACACACCCGAUCAUGAUAUAGACGAGGAUGAGGAGGAAGCGAUUCUCCGAGCAGUCAUGGCUGAAAGUAGGAAGACUGCUGCUGAGGCCAGGCAGUCUGGUGAGACUCGUCCGCCUGGUGUGCAACCCGAAGAGAUGAGCGAAGGAAUUACGGCUGCGCUUGCGAGGCUCAGAGAUAAUACUGGCUGA
Messenger RNA from Penicillium nucicola, 981 nucleotides. RefSeq names its product DNA repair protein RAD10. The record is from RefSeq and is a predicted model, not a curated record. Gene Ontology annotation, cellular component: nucleotide-excision repair factor 1 complex; ERCC4-ERCC1 complex; nucleus. Gene Ontology annotation, molecular function: single-stranded DNA binding; damaged DNA binding. NCBI's taxonomy places the organism in Eukaryota, Fungi, Ascomycota, Eurotiomycetes, Eurotiales, Aspergillaceae. Gene Ontology annotation, biological process: meiotic mismatch repair; UV-damage excision repair; nucleotide-excision repair. The transcript has a single exon. Bases 1 to 981 code for a protein of 326 amino acids.